This is a messenger RNA of Lepus europaeus (European hare), 4580 nucleotides long. RefSeq names its product trophinin (gene TRO). The coding region runs from base 66 to 4415 and encodes 1449 amino acids. Lineage: Eukaryota; Metazoa; Chordata; Mammalia; Lagomorpha; Leporidae. The transcript has 16 exons. The record is from RefSeq and is a predicted model, not a curated record.
GAGAGAACGGACGCCUUCUGGACUCAGGAGAACGAGGCUCAGCUGUUAUUCGGUCUCCCGAAAAGAUGGAUAGGAGAAAUGAGUAUGGUUAUAGAAUGUCCCCAUUCCAGGGCCCUCUGCCUCCCCCUGGGAGCCUGGGGCUUCCCUUUCCUCCAGAUGUACAGACUGAGACCACAGAAGAGGACAGUGUCUUACUGAUGCAUACUUUGUUGGCGGCAACCAAGGACCCCCUGGCUAUGGACUCACCAGUUGCCAACCGACCUAAGAAAAGCAAGACCAAGAAGACCCCUAUUAAAGUUGUUACUAAGGUCACACCUCCAGUCCCAUCUGCCAGUGAGAUUGCCACCCACAAACCAAAAAUAACUUUGCAGGCUUUAAACCUGCCAAUCAUCACCCAGAUCAGCCAGGCUUCAGCUACCACUGAAGCAGCCAAUAUUCAGGGUCCUUUAGUCAGUGCUCAACCUAAGAAAGCCAACAAGACAAAUAGAGUUACUGUCAAGGCAGCCCAAAGUUCUCAGUCUUCAGUUGGCAGUGAGACUGUGACCACACAGCUCAAGUCACCCAUACAGGCCCUAAGUCUACCAGUUGUCUCACAAAGUAUCCAGGCUCCAGUAGCCAGUGAGUCAGCCAAUUCCCUGAACUUGAUAGCUUCUACCAAGCCUAAGAAAGCAUCCAAAGCUAAAAAGGCUGCCAACAAGGCCAUGACUAGUGCCACUGAGAUCUCACAGGCUCUAACUGCCACCCAUACUGCUACCACCCAAGGCCAGAUUAUCAGUGAGACAACUAAUAUCCAUGCCACAGCAACCUCCAUCCGAGCCAAGAAAGCCCCCAAAGCUAAGAAGACAACUUCAAAGGCCACAAAUACUGAACUUGAGCAUGUGGAGGCUCCACAUAUCACUGAGGCAGCAACCAGGCAGACUGAGACCUCAGUCGCAGCUAUCCGGCCCAAAAAAGCCAAAAGCAAGAAGGCUGCCAAUAAGGGCUUAAAUUCUGCUGGUGAGAUCUCUGAGGUCCAGCCUACUACUCAUAUGGUCACAAACCAAACCUUAGCAGCCACCCUUCGAGUCAAGAGAGGGUCUAGGACUCGGAAGGCAGCUGCUAAGGGUCGGGCACUUGAAAGCCAAACUCCGAUUGCUGACCAAGGGACCCAAGCCAAGACAGCCACCUCUCAGACCAGCAUGAGUGCCCUUGAGACUCAGAUUGCUGCUGCUGUCCAGGCCCUGGCAGAUGACUACCUGGCUCAGUUGAGUCUGGAGCCCACAGCCAGGACCCGAGGCAAGAGGAAUCGAAAGUUCAAGCAUCCAAAUGGAGAUGAGAGAAGUAGCAGUAAUUACAGGCGGAUCCCAUGGGGCCGGAGGCCUUCACCUCCCAGAGAUGUGGCCAUCUUGCAAGAAAGGGCAAAUAAGUUGGUGAAAUACCUAUUGGUUAAAGACCAGACGAAGAUCCCCAUAAAGCGCUCAGACAUGCUGAAGGAUGUCAUCCAAGAAUAUGAUGAAUAUUUCCCAGAGAUCAUUGAACGGGCAAGCUACGCUCUGGAGAAGAUGUUUCGAGUCAAUCUGAAGGAAAUUGAUAAGCAAAGUAGCUUGUAUAUUCUCAUCAGCACUCAGGAAUCAUCUGCAGGCAUAUUGGGAACGACCAAGGAUACACCUAAGCUGGGUCUUCUUAUGGUGAUUCUGAGUGUCAUUUUUAUGAAUGGCAACAAGGCCAGUGAGGCUGUCAUCUGGGAGGUGCUGCGCAAGUUGGGGCUGCGCCCUGGGGUGAGGCAUUCGCUUUUUGGGGAAGUGAGGAAGCUCAUCACAGACGAGUUUGUGAAGCAGAAGUACCUGGAGUACAAGAGAGUCCCCAACAGCAGACCACCUGAGUAUGAGUUCUUCUGGGGUUUGCGGUCCUACCAUGAGACCAGCAAGAUGAAAGUCCUCAAGUUUGCAUGCAAGGUACAGAAGAAAGAUCCCAAGGACUGGGCUGCUCAGUAUCGGGAGGCGGUAGAGAUGGAAGUCCAAGCUGCAGCGGUGGCUGUGGCUGAGGCUGAGGCCAGGGCUGAGGCAAGAGCGCAAAUGGGGAUUGGAGAGGAAGCUGUGGCUGGGCCCUGGAAUUGGGAUGACAUGGAUAUUGACUGCCUAACCAGGGAAGAGUUAGGCGAUGAUGCUCAGGCCUGGAGCAGAUUUUCAUUUGAAAUUGAGGCCAGAUCCCAAGAAAAUACAGAUGCCAACACCAACAUCGACUUCAGCAGAGGAGCUAGCACCAGGUCUAGUUUCAGUGAUGGUGCUGGUGUUAGCUUCAGUGGUGCACCCAGUCCCAAUGGUGGUUUCAGUGGCGGAGCUGGCAUUACCUUCGGUGCCAGUAUUAGCUUUGGUGGUGCACCCAGCACCAGUGCCAGUUUCAGCAGUGCAGCCAGCAUUAGCUUUGGUGGUGUACCCAGUACUGUCACUAGUUUCAGUGGCGGAGCCAGUAUUAGCUUUGGUGGGGCACCCAGCACUAGCACUAGUUUUAGCAGCACAGCCAGCAUUAGCUUUGGUGGUGCACCCAGCACUAGUACUAGUUUCAGUGGUGGAGCCAGCAUUAGUUUUGGUGGUACACCUUGUACCAGUGCCAGCUUCAAUAGCGGAGCCAGUUCUGGCUUUGGAAGCACACUCAGUACCACCACUGGCUUUGGUGGUGCACUUACCACCAGCACCAGCUUCAGCAGUGUGCCUGCCACGAGCACGGUCUUCAGUGAGGCACUUACCACCAGCACUGGUUUUGGAGGUACACUCAGCACCAGUGUGUGCUUUGGUGGUUCUCCCAGUUCUGGUGCCAGCUUUGGUGGCACACUCAGUACUAGUAUCUGCUUUGGUGGCUCUCCUACCGCUAGCACUGGUUUUGGUGGUACACUCAGCACCAGUGUCUCCUUUGGUGGCUGUUCCAGCACCAGUGCUGACUUUGGCGGUACAUUAAGCACAAGUGUCUGCUUUGGUGGCUCUCCCAGCACCAGUGCAAGCUUUGGCAGUGCACUCAACCCAAAUACCAGUUUUGGUGGAGUACUCAACAGCACUACUGGCUUUGAUGGUGCACUCAACACGAGUGCCAGUUUUGGUGGUGCUGUCAGCACCAGUGCCAGCUUUGGUGGCACACUCAACACCAAUGCUGGCUUUGGCAGUGCACUCAACAACAGUGCUGGUUUUGUUGGUGCCGUAAGUACCAGUGCCGGCUUUGGUGGUACACUCAACAGUGCUGGCUUUGGCAAUGCACUCAACACGAGUGCUGGUUUUGGUGGUGCCGUAAGUACCAGUGCCGGCUUUGGUGGUGCACUCAAUACCAGUGCCGGUUUUGGCAGUGCCAUCAGUACCAGUGCUAGCUUCAGUGGUACACCCAGCACCAAUCCCGGCUUUGGCAGUGCAUUCAGCACCAGUGCUGGAUUCAGUGGGGCACUUAGUACCACUACUGACUUUGGUGGUAGUCCCAGCAACAGUAUUGGCUUUGGCGGUGCUCCCAGCACCAGCAUCAGCUUUGGCGGUGCUCAUAGCACUAGCCUCUGUUUUGGUGCUCCCAGCACCAGCCUCUGCUUUGGCAGCGCAUCUAAUACCAAUCUAUGCUUUGGUGGCCCUCCUAGCACCAGUGCCUGCUUUAGUGGUGUUACCAGUGCCAGUUUUAGUGAUGGACCCAGCAACAGUGCUGGUUUCAGCUUUGGCAGUGGGCUAAGCACCAGUGCUGGAUUUGGUGGACUGAGCACCAGUGCUGGCUUUGGUGGCAGCCUGGGCACUGCUGCUGGCUUCAGUGGUGGACUAAGCACCAGCUCUGGCUUCAGUGGCGGACUAGGCACCAGCACUGGCUUCGGUGGCGGACUAGGCACCAGUGCUGGCUUCGGUGGCGGACUAGGCACCAGCGCUGGCUUCAGUGGCGGACUAGGCACCAGUGCUGGCUUUGGUGGCGGACUGGUCACCAGCGAUGGCUUUGGUGGUGGACUAGGCACCAAUGCUGGUUUUGGCAGCACACUUGGCACCAGUGCUGGCUUUAGUGGUGGCCUCAGCACCAGCGAUGGCUUUGGCGGUGGGCCUAAUGCCAGCUUCGACAGAGGACUGAGUACCAUCAUUGGCUUUGGCAGUGGUUCCAACACCAGCACUGGCUUUACUGGCGAACCCAGCACGAGUGCCGGCUUCAGUAGUGGACCCAGUUCUAUUAUUGGCUUCAGCGGUGGACCAGGCACUGGUGCUGGCUUCUGCAGUGGACAAGGCACCAGUGGUUUUGGCGGUGGACCGAGCACCAGAGCUGGCUUCAGCGGACUGAGCACCGGAGCUGGUUUUGGCAGUGGACCGAAUAGUGCUGGCUUCGGCAGCGGACCAAGCACUGGUCCUGGAUUCGGCGGUGGACCAAGCACCGAUGCUGGCUUUGGUGGUGGAGCCACCAGCCUUGGUGCCUGUGGCUUCUCCUAUGGCUAGUGAGAUUUCAGGUUUAUUCCCGAUGUUUACAGAAACCGCUCAUGAACUACAGCAGUCCUUUCCAUGGAGCUAAGUAAUAGCUUUGGAAUCUUUGUUCACACAGCAGUCUAAACAGCUAUUACCAAUCAGCUGAGGGUGACACACUAUGAAAAACCUAUUUGCUGU